Messenger RNA from Truncatella angustata, 1065 nucleotides. Its product is annotated as TLC domain-containing protein. Gene Ontology annotation, cellular component: endoplasmic reticulum; membrane. The record is from RefSeq and is a predicted model, not a curated record. The coding region runs from base 1 to 1065 and encodes 354 amino acids. The transcript is spliced from 2 exons. Gene Ontology annotation, biological process: lipid homeostasis. NCBI's taxonomy places the organism in Eukaryota, Fungi, Ascomycota, Sordariomycetes, Amphisphaeriales, Sporocadaceae.
AUGAAGGACCCUUUCCCUAUUGCGCCGAUACCCGCUCUGUCCAAGGCUGUGCAGCCAUGGGCUGACUACUUCUCUCUGCCGACAUUGCCGCUGCACAUCCACGAGAUUCUGAUAAUAGCCGCCUUCUACCAAUUUGUCAUGGUCAUAGUGUCGCCUCUUGCCUCCAACUGGCUGUUCCCUGUCCAAUACAAGGGCUUGUCCAGGAGCAAGAGGUUGAACUGGGAUGUGCACGUCGUGUCUCUCGUUCAGAGCUCUACCAUCAACGCCCUGGCCCUAUGGGUUAUGUUUGCUGAUGAGGAGCGUUGGGUAAUGGACCCCCAGGAGCGCGUUUACGGCUAUACCGGUGCUAUCGCCAUGAUCCAAGCCCUAGCCACUGGCUACUUCCUCUGGGAUUUCGUCAUCACCGUCUCCAACAUGAACAUAUUCGGCCUUGGUAUGCUGGCCCAUGCCGUCAGCGCACUACUUGUUUACUCGUUUGGCUUUCGGCCCUUCAUCAACUACUACAGCACCACGUUCAUCCUUUGGGAGCUGUCCUCCCCCUUUCUCAACGUCCACUGGUUUUGUGAUAAGCUGAACCUGACUGGUUCCAAAAUCCAGUUCUACAAUGGAAUCGCCCUCAUCGCUACCUUUUUCUCCUGCCGGCUGGUCUGGGGCACGUACAACUCUUACAAAGUCUUCUCCGAUGUUUGGAACGCCAUGCAGAGCAGGCCUUCAUACAUCCCACUCACGGCCCAGGUUGCGCAGAAUUUGACGGUCCCCAUUCGUUACGAGUCGACCAUGCAAUUUGUGAACGAGUCGAGCCACGUCCCCAUGUGGUUGGGCAUACUAUACCUUGGUGCAAACUUGACCCUGAACUCCUUGAACUUCUACUGGUUCGUCAAGAUGAUCCAGGCCGUUCAAAAGAGGUUUGGCCCCUCAAAGAAAGAAGAGGCAGAAGACAAGCCAAUUUCGAACGACCGCGGAUUGACCACCGCCACGGAGACAAACUCGGGACUGAAGACACGCCCACGAAGGGGGACAAUAUUGGAUGGAGAAGAGGUCGACCAGCCCCCACCCGGCAUCUAA